AUCACUGUCAUACAACUACAGUGACACUUUCGGCUAUUUUCGCUAGUUGUCCGAGACUGAUAGCACACGAUGGCGCAAGGGGACCCCAGAAAAUGGCAUUUACCGGGUUGGAGAAUAGAACAACGCUUUUCACAAGGGGUCCUUAUUGGAAACUGGUCAGAAGAACGCAAUGUGUUUAACAAGGGAAAUACCCCACACAACAGCACUCACAGAAUUGACUUCAGAAACUUUGGAAGUCAUCGUCCAGAUGUCGUCAUAAGACGCUCAGCUCGUUUGAAAAAUGAAGGAAUCGGGCAACAAAACUUGUUCUAUCACCAUGGCAACCGCUACUCGAACAACAUGGUUUCUUGGUACGACGAGCACUACAACGGGAGAUGGAGAGAAAACACUCUCCCUGAUUUGAGAACCUGGAACAGCCAUGAACUCUCAUGGGCACCUGAGAAGUCUGAUUACCCUCUACAAGGGUCUUCCACCAACUAUGGCUUGUAUCAGAAACUUCAAAACCGCUGGAGCGACCAAAUUGCUGAUGAAACUCGUGGGGAUUUCACUUCAACUUAUACAUCUUCAUACAACCCUAGAUCAGCUAGUGGGCUGGUGACAACAAGAUUUGCCAAUCCACGUGAGAACUCCACGACCCUCCACAAAUACAAUCACACCAACAAGGAUCUGGGCUUGAGACAAGUCUCGUCAGUGAAGUCUCCAGAAAAGCUUCCUGGUGACAUUCCACUGGUCUCUUGUUGAAAUAAGAACUUGUGUGUUGGCAUCUGAAUUAUUUCAGAUGACAUCUAAAAUCACUAUAUCUAGUCUCAUUUCUGUACAUUAUGAAGUAUUUUGAUAUAUGUUGUUUAACAAUCAAAGGUUUAUAUCAGUAAUGAUUAACAUAUUGGAUAUUAUGUGACAAUGAAUAACUAACAGUAUUACAUGAAUUUACAGUGUUUCAUCUAUUUUUUAAUAUGAACAGUUCAAAUCAAAACAGUGAAAUUGGAGGCUACGUAUUUAGACAUCCUCGAGAUCAUGUAGCAUUGAUCCAACUCUUUCAAGUAUUCAUAUUACUGAUUUUGUGAAUUCCAUUUAAGUCUUUAGAUUAUAUAUCUGCACAUUGUUAUUACAUUGAUAAAUUUUUUAACUAGUUGCACAGCACGAGAUAUGUCCUUGAUGUUAAAAUGAUCAUGCUGAAUGGUAAUGCGAGCACAAAUGUUCAGCAUAUUCACAAUCUUGGAAUAAUUUCAAUACCAAUUGUUUUCACUCGAGUCUUAGCAGACACAAGCACUUUUUGUUAUGAUUUUUGCAUCAUCUGCUUGACAAUACAUCAGAUUAACAAGUUAAAUUUGCUAACCUCAGUUUAUUAUGUUCUUGAAUCAAUAUUUGAUUCUUUAAAGAGAAACAAUGUUUCAUAUAUGAUAAUGCUGCUAAGACAGUGACUGUCUCUAAAACAUGGAUUGGUCAUAUUUUCUCACAACAUCCUCAAGCUUGAUCUUGUUGUGCUAAUUAAAAUGGUUGCUCAAUGUUAGUUUCCUCACUUAUCGCCAAAUAUGUUGAGUUGUAUUCUCCAAGAAUAAUAACCUAUUUUGUUUUAUGCAAGAAACCUCAUUAUUCCAAACCCUCUUUAUCUGGAAAAUGGCUCAUAUACAAAGGAAUAUAUUUCUUUAAACUUUAUUCAUUAAUCCAGAAAUUGUAAAUCUGGACAAUUUUUGUUGUAAACAUGUUUGUUUGGAUUUCAUGAUAACCAUCUUUGUUGUCGAAAGAGGUUUUCACUUUACACAUUUGCUCAAUGACAAUACUCUCAGCAUAAUAUGCCUUUGGCUGUAAUCAGAAUGCUUAAAUCAAAAUGGCCUCGGAUAUGUACUACUGAACAGAACUAAAAGUAGUACACCUGCUUCUUUGAUAUUACUAUUCCUAAUCUUUCUUACCACAACAGAUGAAGUAAUGUAAAAUGAAAGAAUAAGGUGUUCAACUUUUUUAAAGUAGUAUGUGUUUGUGGUCAUAACAACAGCACCACGUGACAUUCUUUAGGGUAAUUAGCUCACAGUAUUAACACAGUAUUAUUGAAUCAUAUUUUUGAAUGAAGUGGCAGUAUUCAGUAUUAUGAAUCACCAUAACCUUGCAUAUAUUGUAUUUUGCACUUUUACUGUUUGUUUUUAUAUAUUAUGAAUAUACAGGUAUUUACAUACACAUUUAUUCAGUAUUAUCGAUUGUUAAUUUUGCUAAACCAAUAGCUUUAAGUCUGUGAUAUUGUUGCAUUUAAUGAAUAUGCUUUAUGGUAUUUAACUGUCUCAUCAAUGAUGUGAUAUGGAUUUUAUUUAUAUAUCUAUAUACCAGUGUCAAUAUUGUUUGCAGAAGUUCACAUGGCAGUAAUAGACUGGUCAAAAGAAGUUAAGUAUACUCACUUUUUUUCAUAUGGCUUUCGUUACGCUGCCUUGACAGAAUAUUUUAUCUAAAACUUAGAAUAGGGUGUGCCUUAACUUCUUUUGAGUACUAUAUGAUGCUAGUAAAUUUGGUUUGAAUCAGUCUCAUUUAUAUUGCCAAACGUCAGAUUUGUUUACUGGAUCUGGACUUGAAUGACUUUCCAUGUUAUUCAUCACAUGCAUGAUUCUAUAAAAUCAUCAAAAGCUGGCCAUGUGAUCUGGGAAUAUUUACGUGAAUAAUUUAUUAUUAUUAUUAUUAUAAACAUAUAUUGUGGAUUAAUGGUGAAAGUAUACAGAUGUAUUGUCAUCUAAUGUAUCAACCCAGAGAUACCUGAUGUGUCAUAUAACAUGUGAUAUAUCAAGUGCCAUGGGCCCACUACUGAACAGGGAUCUUGUUGAUACAACAAAGUCAUGUUUUUGUAUACUAUGUGAACAAAUCUUAGCACCAAGAUCUCUUGUCUCUAAGGACUGUAUAGCUAAACAAACAGUAUUAUAAAUCACGUUUACACAUUAGGGUGUUUGUAGAAUAUUCACAUUUCAAUACACAAUAUAUUUGUAUGAUUCAA
Molecule: messenger RNA, 2971 nt
Organism: Haliotis rubra (blacklip abalone)
Lineage: Eukaryota; Metazoa; Mollusca; Gastropoda; Lepetellida; Haliotidae
Exons: 3
Coding region: 70-741 (223 amino acids)
Source: RefSeq, a predicted model, not a curated record